This is a messenger RNA of Pocillopora damicornis (cauliflower coral), 6933 nucleotides long. RefSeq names its product protein sidekick. The record is from RefSeq and is a predicted model, not a curated record. Gene Ontology annotation, biological process: cytokine-mediated signaling pathway. Gene Ontology annotation, cellular component: external side of plasma membrane; signaling receptor complex. NCBI's taxonomy places the organism in Eukaryota, Metazoa, Cnidaria, Anthozoa, Scleractinia, Pocilloporidae. Gene Ontology annotation, molecular function: cytokine binding; cytokine receptor activity.
AUGGAUCGGUUGAGGAAAAACUUUCCUUUUUCAUGCAAGGUAACGUUUAUUCUAUUCGUGGCAUCACACAAUCUUCUUGCUCCAGCGGUUAACCUCUCGGUCAAAGCAGAUUCCUAUAAAAGAUGGAGCUUAAAUAAUAACGACAAUGAAAUUGAAAAGAAGGGGAUCGUAACAUCGAAGCCAUCACCAGUAGGAUGGGGCGUCUAUCUUGAUGGAUCACCGGACACCUACGUCAAACUAAAAGGCUACAAAGAGCAAUGUUUGGGAAAACCUUCGCAAUGUGACUUUACCAUCGGGUUUCUUAUGAAAAUUAUUCCCCAAUCCGGAGUGCAGUUUUACUUUGGGAAUAAAGUGGACGGACUUUUGUUCGAAGGUGUAAACAUAUACCAAAAUCAUAAUGGCAGAUUACGAGUAGAAGUUUUAGGCAAUACUACUUACUGCAAAUACGUCAUAACGCCACCCCAAGGAGUGUGGUUUUAUCUGGGGAUUGUUUGGAACAGGGUAGGAACCUUGGGUUUGUAUUAUGACCCCUUGUCCAGCUUUUCUGUCCCUCAUUACUACUGUGGAGGUAGAAUCGACGGACUGGUAAGGAAUGGCACGUACCACCUAGGCAGAUACACGUACCCUACUGCGUACUAUGACAAUUUAGAGAUUUGGUAUUCCGAACAGUCUCGUAGUGUUUUUGAUGAGAGAUGGAAAGCAGCAUUUGAUGUUAGUGGACAAUAUACGGUUAUACAAUUGACCAUUAUCUUCCCUUACCUGCAAUACAAGGCUGGAGACGUUGAUCAGGACGAGUUUUCCAACAAAGUUAAGGAAUUAUUCAUUAACGACGCGCACUUUCGAGACAUCAAGAACGUCUCAGUUUCACUAAGCGAUGACAGUAAAACAGCGGUAUCAUUUACUUUGGAAUUUAAUCGCACUCAAGACCUUUGGGAAUCCAUCCUGAAUUUACAACUUGCAAUGGAAAAUGGUACUCUUCUAAGGUCUCCUGGCGUCUUUGAUGAGGAUUCGUGUCAGAACACUGAUGACAGCCAUUGUGAGUAUGAAUUAUGCACUGAUGUUUUCUGUGAGACACCUGCAAACUUUAUCCUGGUAAGGGUCCGUGCAUUUGCAGCAGAAAUAGUAUUGGACCAAGUUUUCCUUGACCUGCACGAAAACUAUUUCUUCGGAUACAGAGUCCUGUAUAAAAAUCUGGAUGAUCCCAACUCAAACUGGGCCAUUAAAGAGAAUAUUCGCCGCUAUUUGCCACCAAAGCCCGUUAAGCACACAAUUUCUUCACUUAAAAGCUAUACGAAAUACAGCUUUCGUGUCUUUGCGGCAUCGUUCAAGUCUGCUGGCCUCAUCUCGGAAGCUAUUGAAUUGAGGACAGAUGAGUCAACUCCUAGCAUUGGUCCAGAAAUUGUUGCCAGCCGAAGCACCAGCCCCACUUCAAUCUAUGUGCAGUGGAACCACACAAUUCCAGAAAAUAAAGUCAAUGGCAUUUUGAUCGGUUACACAGUCCAUUGGAAUGACGAACGUUUUGGCCAUGGUCACACUUACAAAUCAAAGGGUGUCAAAAAUCUUGGGCUUAGCGCCACAAAUUAUACUAUAACCUCACUUCACGAAUACUGGCCUUAUACAAUUUCUGUGGCUGGACGAACAUCGAAAGGAACUGGAAUAUGGACGUUGAGGAAAGUGACAACCAUUGACGAUGCUCCUUCAGAGGCACCGUACAACAUUCAGCUUCACAUGGUGAAUGCAACUACUUUAAAUGCUAUUUGGCAAGAUGUGCGUUUUAUUCACCAAAAUGGCAUUAUUCUGGGUUACCGUGUUCGCUUUCACCAUGCAGAUGGCGGUCUGCUAUUGUGGAACAUGACCGUUAGACCAGACGUCCAUGAUUUCCUUUUCUCUAGUCUUUCGAUCUUCCAGAAUUAUUCGGUACAGAUGCAGGCUUACGCCAGAAAAGGUGAUGGGCCGUGGAGUAACAAAGUAUAUCAGUUGACGGAUGAAUCAACCCCUAUAAAUUCUCCUGUCAAUCUGACAGCUUACAAUGUCAGCUCACGGGAAAUUAAAGUUCUUUGGAACUACAAUGAUAACCCUAGACUGGUUCUUGGCCGCUUGCAAGGUUUCACACUGUAUUUUCAGGAGGCCAAUGCCAGCGAUAUUUUCCCAGAAGAGGCAAACUUAAAAACUUUUGAAACUCGUAACAAAACUCUGCGAAGUAAGAUCGCCGCAGAAUUGAAUAUAUACCGGCUAUACAACAUUACUAUAGCAGCUCGGACAGCCAAGGGUACAGGUCCCACGAACGAGUCAUUUGUGGUCCGAACUCACGGUGAAGUCCCUGGCGCUUCCCCCCAGGCUCUCACUGCCUACAACACAAGUAAGUCCAGCAUAUAUGCCCGAUGGCAGGAGAUAGUGGAAGACAAACAGCAUGGAAUCAUGCUGGGAUACAAGCUGUUUGUAUACGAGUUAACAGGUAAUGGUUCAAAAACUGUGGAAAAUCGCACUUACGGGUUGGAUAAAGUGGAGACCAACUUCACAAGACUAAAGAUAUUCACCAAAUACAGGAUAGCGGUUCUGGGGUUUAAUAAUUAUGGAGACGGUCCGAUUGUGGCUGUGGAUUUGUUUACUGAGGAGAGCGUUCCGAGUCAGCCGCCCUCUAAUUUCACAGCUUACAAUGAGAGUUCCACCAUACUCCUUGCCACUUGGAAACCUGUGCCCAAAUGUUGUCGGCUCGGAAUUAUUCGAGGUUAUCAUGCAACAUUGACAGACCCAAGCAACACUUCGGUGACAAUAACAAAAACGGUUAUAAGGUCUGGUGUACGGUUCCCGAAGCUGAAAAAGUUUCAUACCUAUCAGAUAUCCAUUGUCGCAUUUACAUCUAAAGGAAAUGGAGCCAACGUUUCAACGUUAGCGUCUACCGAUCAGGAUGUUCCAGACGCACCACCACAGACUGUAACCGGUCAUAACGUAAGUCAGACAGAGAUAAAGUUACUAUGGCGGCCGGUUCCUCUAGACAACCUUAACGGAAUUUUGAUGGGCUAUAAAGGAUCUUGCCGGAUAGCAAAGGGAAACCAGCCUAGUACUGAAAAGCAGUUCAACAGCUCUGUCUCUGAGGGAGUACUAGAUGGAUUAAACGCUUUUACGACCUACGCAUGCAGUGUCAGGGCGUUUACCAUCAAAGGCGACGGUCCACCCAGUUCAGAUAUACUUGUGAAAACUGAGGAGGAAGCACCUCGAGUAGCACCAACAACCUUUCAAGGGAUAAAUUCAAGUUCAACUUCUAUUUCACUGCAGUGGAGUAAUAUUUCUGCCAUGGACGUCGCCGGAGUACUUAGAAACUUUCACAUCGCUUAUCGCGAAUUAGACACAGCUGACAACACCACGCACACCGUAACUGUGCCACUAGCGAACCUAACAUUUGAAUUAACUGACCUAAGGAAAUACACCAACUACAGUAUUGAGAUUAUGGGAGUUACAAAGUUUGUCGGGAUAGGCACGGAACCGAUAAUAGUUUCCACUGAUGAAGACAUUCCAAGUCUUCCUCCUCAAGACAUCAAGUUGCAAAAUUCCAGCUCCACAAGUAUAUUUGUUCAGUGGAAACCAAUCCCUAAACACCACGUUCAUGGUAAACUCCUGGGAAUCAAGCUUUUAUAUCGAUCUGCACCAAGAGACAACAGCAUAGUGUUCAGGUCCCACGCAAGGCGUUCAAUCGUGAGCGACUGGUCCGUGUACACCGAUAUUACUUUACCUCCGAACGCUCUUUCCUAUAACAUAACGUCUCUCGAGAAAUUUACGAACUAUUCUGUGGAAAUACUGGGUUUCACCUCAAAAGGAGAUGGAAAUGUUAGUCACAGGUUUAUUGUAUCUACGGAUGAGGAUGUUCCUAGUAUGCCGCCAGCGUCUCUUACUCCCAUAUCCCGCAGUGGGGACUUCAAAAUGGAUGUCAGUUGGGAACCAGUGCCGGAUGGUUUUGUACAUGGAAUUCUGUUGGGAUACCGCAUUUACUAUAGAAAGGUGCAAGAGUUAGGAAGAGCCUCUACCUCUGAGACGGAGGCUGUGUCUGUUGGACCUUUUGAACAGAACACCACAGUAACGAUGCUGAAAAACUUUGCAGUUUAUGAUUUGCAAAUUGCAGCUUUCACGAUCAAAGGAGUAGGAGUGUUGACCGAUAUCAAAGAUGGAUCGACUUGCAGGUGCCCCCGAGAGUUUAAAACGACCUGGUACCCGUUCCCCCCGUAUAUCGCAUACGAAAACGGCACCGUGGGCGGCUUCAUCCCACGAAUCCUGGAGGGGGCGGUGGAAUAUUGCUGCAGUGACUGUGUCCUCGCCAAUGGCAAACCUGCAACUACUAUCGACUUUGUGCUUGACGGAAAGGGAGACCUCGCGCAGAAGAGUGGCGUCGAGGCUCUGAUUAGCAGCAUCGAUUCACAGACCGAUUUCAGUACGCCAGUGAAUGGGUUCCACGGGCAGACACAUUACUCUCUGUACAGAUACGUCAAACUAGCAGAGUCCCCCGGAGUGGGUUUCAUCACUGUGAUGAAUCCACACGAAAAAGCCGUCGCAAUCGCAAAUGUUUUUAUUCGGUCAUGGCCGCUGCUCCUCCUCUCCACAAUCAUGAUGGUCGCAGUUGGAAUUAUAAUGUGGUUGCUGGACGCCCGAUCUAACAGUCAAGAGUUCCCAGGCUCUUUCACCCGAGGGGCCCCUGAGGGACUUUGGUGGGCCUUUGUUACAUCGACGACUGUGGGGUAUGGUGACCGCUGUCCGAGAGGAGUGUUUGCUCGCUUAUUUGCAAUUUCUUGGACAUUGAGUGGUUUGGUGGUUAUUGCCAUUUUAACUGGAAGAGUCGCCACAGUUCUCACGGAAUUUGGUUAUAAAGGGCCCUACAUACAACUCUAUGGUGCAGAGGUAGCAGCUAUUGCGAACAAUUCUGAUUUUCGACUAGGUGUGCGGAAGAAUGCACGGAUGAACACAGUCCGUAACUACAAGAGUUAUGAGCAAAUUAGCCGUGCUUUGGCAGACCAGGAAGUAAAAGGCGCUUUGGUGGACCUUUAUGUGCUGUCCUCUCACAACCACUUGUUUAAUGACCCUCGCUUCAGGAUCGUUCGGAUAUACGAUUUCAAGACCAGUUAUGGGGUGGUCCUUGCAGGGAACUCUAUGAAGCUGGAGCAGUGUUUUACCGAGCAUAUCAAGGCUUACUCAGGCAGUGUUUUCCAGAAAAUUGAAGACAAUAUCAAGUUUCUCAGGGAACCAGAUCAUAGCCCGGCCGAGCAAAAUUCUACAGAGCUGUUCAGUAUCACCUCUCCACAGUUCAUCAUCGCCGUCUCGAUCAUCGGGUCACUGUUGAUAUUAGCUUGUGUGCUCGGAGUUGUCUACGAAAGGCGACGAAAGAAACCUGAAGUUUUAAUUAAAAGCAAGGACCUUAAGAACGAGAUGUCGCAAGUUUUACACAGAUUUAUUGCCAGAUUAAAGGAAAAGCUAGAAGUGAUUUCAAAGCGGCACAGGGCAGAGAGAUUUCACCUAAAGCACACAGAAAGAGAGCGAGACCAGCAAGCAGCGAGUACAGUACAGAAGUGUUACGAAGUACUGAGCUUGCGUGACAUCCGACAAGAAUGGUCCCCACGCGACGGAACUGUCAGAAGUGUUACACCAUCGUUGCCUAGCACAAACUUGUACAAUCUAAGGCCGAGGCUAUUUAGUGAGGCGAGAUGUGAUUCGUCUCCCAAUGUUGUAACAAGUCGGAAACUUCCGUUAAGGAGAAAAUCCGGGUUUAACCUUCCUGUCCCACUAGAGCCAGAAGUUCGCAUUAUGGAUCAAACAAACCUUUAGAUGUUCUUUGUAACAAGCUUUUUUCAUUCAUGCCCGUAGAGGCAAAAACGUUUCCCCAAAAAUGUUCCAAAAUGGGCAAAAUGGCAUGAGAAUUUGUUCUAGAGCUUAUUAAAACUUUCUAGGAAAAGAUCCCCCGGACCCCGACCCGGCCCACUGUAAUACAUUACGAUCGCUACAACUGCCAGGUCCCCUCACUUCAAAAAUACGUUCCUACCGACAAUAUGUUUGUUCCCGCUCGGGCCAAUCACCUGUUUCGAUGACGCGUCAUGCGUGAUAGGAAACUUGGCGUUGUAAAACGAGAGAAAUAUGCUUGUCUCCUGACAAAAACAAUUUUUUUCUCUGAUGGUAACUUUUAUGGUCUCCUGUAAAGAGAUGGCUGAAUGAGAGGGUACACUGCAAGAAACAUUAACAUUAAAUUGUUCAAAGCUGGGUUAAGAUAACUUGGGGUUAGUGUGAAAUUUGAUUUUAGAUCUGAAAGCUCGAAGAGCCAAUUCAGUUUAUUUCUUUUUUACUACAAUUAGAUAAGUGAAUGCUCUAAAAAGCAAUGGGUAAAAUUAUUCCAAAACGGCUUUUGAACAGAGAAAUAUAUAAACCUGGAUUGAAAUUAAACCCUGGGUUAGCGCUAAUCGGCCCUUGAACAACUGGGCCCAGAUGUCUAAAAUUUAAAGCCGCACCGUAAUUGCCGAAGUAAAUACUAUUACGGCUAUCAAAAACUUCAUCUUUUACGGCAACAGGAUUAAAACUGAAAUAAGAGGUGUAAAUUAUAAAUCUUGCUCUUGGUUUAUGGAUAAAAACGACCUCAAAACUGUGAAUUAACAUAGUCAGUGAAUUAGUCAUGUUAGUAGCGAACUCGAACGUACCGCUGGAAAUCGACAAGUAGUGCCGGAAACGGGCGUGAAUCAGAACAAGUUUCUCUCGCUAGUGAUAACUGAUUAAUCUAAAACCACUUUACAUCGAGCGCGCUGAAAGAUACGCAUGCCACGUAGUACUUCAUUGAAUAUCCUUUGUUCUGUGUUGUGGUCAAAAAUUGACAAACAUAAGCUCUCGCUAUUGUGUGAAUAGUUCUCAGGUUGUUCCGCAAUGCACACUGAAAUUAACAUACGACGCUUUCACUAUUAUGUAAUA